Molecule: messenger RNA, 1154 nt
Organism: Arabidopsis arenosa
Lineage: Eukaryota; Viridiplantae; Streptophyta; Magnoliopsida; Brassicales; Brassicaceae
Source: the annotation of a GenBank genome assembly
ACACAAAAAAAUAUCAUUAGAGAAGAAGAAAAAAAUGGUGAAAACAAGUUUCGAAACACUUCCUUUAGAUAUGCAAAUGGAGAUUCUGUCACGAUUGCCUCUGAAAUCCUUAAUGGGAUGCAUGUGCGUCUCAAAGAAAUGGGCAGCUUUCAUCCGUUCGAAAGCAUUCAGAGAUCAUUACCUGAGCCGGUCGAUGACAAGGCCUCGAGUGUUGUUCGUCGCCAAUCAUAGAGAAUUCCACAAAUUCACAUCCGAAGCGUUCUUUUACUCUGUUUAUCAAGAAGAGGAACCAUUGUGGUUGUCUGGUAAACAACAGAUGCGUAGCGACGAAGUACCACUUCUUAAAGUUUCUCAACCCAUCCGUGGUUUGAUCUGUCAACAAGGAAAUACUAAGAUUGUUAUAUGCAAUCCGGGUUCGAAAAAGUGUCGGACUUUACCGCAGAUCAAAGUGCCUAAAGGAGCAUCCAUGACAAGUUUUUUCGGAUACGAUAAAGAUAAGGAUGUAUUCAAGGUGUUAUGUAUAACAAAAGCAACUAAGGAAUAUCAGGUGUGUACGGUGAGAUCGGAUGAAGAAUCUUCUUCUUGGAGACCGAUCAGAUGUGAGCAUGACCAUGCACCAGUUACUGAAGGACUAUUUAAAGGAGGAGUUUUGUACUAUGGAGCUAUGUCCAGUAGUGACAAAUCUGUGGUCAUGAGCUUCAACGUGAGUUCUGAAGAGUUUAGUGUCAUUGAAUUGCCUAGCGAAGUCAAAAUUGAUCAUCAUUGGACAUUGGUGAAUUACAAAGGGGAUAUUGCUUUAGUGAACAACAUUGACUAUGAAUUGAAUCGCAAUGGAGUUUUUAUAAUUUUGGUUAGGAAGGACGUUGCUGGAAAUUGGAAGAGAGAGACCAUUGAGAUUCCUCAUUGGACAAAAACGGUUGAUAAUAAGAAGUUUUAUUUUAAAGGUACCAUUGGAAGAGGAGAACUUGCUUUCGCACCAGACACAGGUACUUGGUUCGGGGGACCACUCUUUGUGUUGUAUUACGAUGAAGCCACAACGAACUUCAAAAGCUUUGAGAUCAAAGGAAUGGUUGGUCAAUAUCAUUCUGUUCGAACCUUCUUGGAUCAUGUUGAUAGUACUUGGCUAAUGUGAAGAAUACAAGUUGGUCCACUGA